Plasmopara halstedii is the source of this 180-nucleotide messenger RNA. RefSeq lists its product as uncharacterized. The transcript is spliced from 2 exons. The coding region runs from base 1 to 180 and encodes 59 amino acids. Lineage: Eukaryota; Oomycota; Peronosporomycetes; Peronosporales; Peronosporaceae. The record is from RefSeq and is a predicted model, not a curated record.
AUGGUAUGUGAAAAUCACCGCAGCUUGUAUAACCUCAAACAGGCUGCAUCAGCAUGGUUCAAGAAGAUCCGAAGACAACGUCGGCGAGAGUGUGUUGUUAACGUGGUGCUGUAUGUGGAUAAUUUGCUUGUUGGAAGCAAGACACAAGCCAUUGCUGACGGUUUCUGCGACGAACUGUGA